Scutellospora calospora is the source of this 160-nucleotide messenger RNA. The record is from the annotation of a GenBank genome assembly. NCBI's taxonomy places the organism in Eukaryota, Fungi, Glomeromycota, Glomeromycetes, Diversisporales, Gigasporaceae.
AUGUCUAGCUUUUCAUUAAAUACAAGUAUUUUUGAAGAAACUCAUAAAGAAGAUACACAAUUGCAAACUGAUCUUUCUAGUUUGCAAUUUCAAUAUUCAGAUCAAGAAAAUAUCAAUUUAUCAACAUUAGAUAAUUCUGAAACUUUAGAAAUUUCAGAAA